Messenger RNA from Salvelinus sp. IW2-2015, 4798 nucleotides. RefSeq names its product RNA-binding motif, single-stranded-interacting protein 3-like. Gene Ontology annotation, molecular function: mRNA binding. Gene Ontology annotation, biological process: chloroplast rRNA processing. The record is from RefSeq and is a predicted model, not a curated record. NCBI's taxonomy places the organism in Eukaryota, Metazoa, Chordata, Actinopteri, Salmoniformes, Salmonidae. Gene Ontology annotation, cellular component: chloroplast thylakoid membrane; ribonucleoprotein complex.
GAGAGAGAGAGAGAGAGAGAAUUUUACAAGAGCAGGAAAAGGGAGGAGCGCAGACAGGAGACUCUCUGGCUUGUCUGUCUGUUGGGCACCUGGGACACUGUCAUUGUGGUUCUCAUUAUAGUAUUUUUUUCUCUCCUUCUCUGAACCAGCGGACCGGUUGGGAGUCCUUUUUUUCUCUCGCUGCCGUAUCAAUUAGGAACUGGGAUUGUUUCUGUGUAAUCUGCUCUGCUCUGGCUUGAACCGUUAUACACUGCGAUUGCUUCUUUGGUUUGUUCCUGCCUGUCUCUCGGCGUUCCGAUUCGGACCCUUCCCAAAGUGCAUCUGUUAGUGCGCCGCUGAGGAUAUAUCCCGUGUCCAACAGUACAACAUAGAGCAGCUGGGAUAUCAGACUAUAGAGGAGCGAGAGAGAGCGCAGCCGAGUGAGCAACAGAGAGAGGCAGAUACAGAGAGUGUGAGAGAGAUUGAAGCCGAGUAGCGAGGUAAGCUAUAGCGAGACAGCUUAGAUAGAAAAGUGAUCUUUAUAUCCUCCUCCCUUUUUUCCUUGUUUUUCCUUUUUCUCCUCUACUACACUCUCCCGUGCCAGCAAUUUGUUCGCAGGACUGCCUAGAAUCACUGCCACCUGCUCAUCUUCCUCCUCCUCUUCCUCCUCUACCUCUCUUCUCACGCGUUACUAUCCGACGGCAGCCAGUGAGGGAAAGACAGGAAAGACGCAAACAGGGCACGCAGCAGCGUCCGUUUUUUAAAAACUCUUGUGGGGAAUAUUUUUGAGAAACUGAAUGAGCAUCUGCCGAGCUCUACUCCAGGAGAUUUAACUAAAAGGCGUUGUCGGGCAGGAACUACCCCCACAGAGGCUACCCCUCUCCCAGCCGCUCUCCGUCAGACGAACCCUGCUUGCUCUCCAGAGGACCAGCAGUGAUUCAACACACCAGUGUGGACGGGGAAAAUAAGGGACCUACAGUCAGAGAGCCAAGCCCCAGUACUACUAACGCUCGUCCGACCGCCUCCGCGCAACCAUUCCCUGCCACGGCGCUAAGGAUUCCAGCUAUAUGGGCAAGCGAUUGGAACAGCAACCAAUGUACCCUCAGUACACAUACUACUACCCCCACUACCUCCAGACCAAGCAGCCCUAUGCUCCACCCCCUCACCCCAUGGCUCCGCCUAGCCCCAGCCAUAACAGCUGCAGUCACGGCGGAUCCGAGCAGCUGAGUAAAACUAACCUGUACAUCCGAGGCCUGCCCCCGGGGACCACGGACCAGGAUCUCAUCAAGCUCUGCCAACCAUAUGGGAAAAUAGUGUCAACCAAGGCCAUCCUGGACAAGAACACCAACCAGUGCAAAGGAUAUGGCUUUGUGGACUUUGAUAGCCCGGCUGCAGCACAGAAGGCGGUGUCGUCUCUCAAAGCCACCGGGGUGCAGGCUCAAAUGGCCAAGCAACAGGAGCAGGACCCCACCAACCUGUACAUCUCCAACCUGCCGGUGUCCAUGGACGAGCAGGAGCUGGAGAACAUGCUGAAGCCCUUCGGUCACGUCAUCUCCACGCGGAUACUGCGGGACGCCAACGGGGUCAGCAGAGGGGUUGGCUUCGCCAGGAUGGAGUCGACGGAGAAAUGUGACGUUGUGAUACAGCAUUUCAACGGGAAAUACCUGAAAACCCCGCCGGGUAUUCCAGCCCCCAACGAGCCUUUGCUGUGCAAAUUCGCAGACGGAGGGCAGAAGAAACGCCAGAGCCAGAGCAAGUACCCACAGAACGGGCGGCCGUGGCACAGGGAAGGCGAGACUGGUAUGCAGUUAACAUAUGAUCCUGCUGCUAUGCAGAAUGGGUUCUACACCUCGCCUUACAGUAUCGCCACCAACCGCAUGAUCGCACAGACGUCCAUCACGCCCUUCAUCGCUGCUUCCCCCGUCUCCACAUAUCAGGUCCAGAGUACGUCAUGGAUGCCUCAUCAACAAUACGUUAUGCAACCUACAGGUGCAGUGAUCACCCCAGCCAUGGACCACACCAUGUCCAUGCAGCCUGCCAACAUGAUGGGCCCRCUCUCCCAGCAGAUGAACCAUCUGUCCCUGGGCACUACAGGAAGUUACAUGACUGCUGCGGCUGCCGGGGCGCCUAUGCAAGGGACCUACAUUCCUCAGUACACUCCUGUGCCUCAGACAGCCGUCCCCGUUGAAGGAGUGGUCACGGAUGCUUCUCCUCAGUCAGUGGCCCCCUCAUCGCAGGAUGUGAGUGGGCAGCAGCAGAUCCAGGUGGAUGGCUCAAGUGACCAUGUUACUGCUUACUCAUACCAGUCCAAAUAGCGACCGGCGCGGAGAAUAUUCCUGUGACAGCGUUGCCUUGAGACAGAGGGUUUGGCUGCACUGAGAAUGCGGAGAGAAGAGAGAUUGCUUCCAGAUUGCCCAGGCACCAAAAAAUAGACACUUUUUUCCAUUUCAUACCUGGAAGAGAGGAGGGGUGGGGGGGGUGGAGUCGCUGGGUACAGUGCAAAGUGGUGAAAAUGUUUAGUCUGGGAACAUGCCUGGUGGGCUGGGCUUGAGCUUGAGUUGUUUCUUCAAGAAAUUUCUCAACUGAAAAAAAAAAAAGUACAAAAAAUACAAAAACGAAUUGAAAUGUUGAAUGCGCAGGUAGGUGAUGAGGUUUAUUUUGUAAUUAGAAAAAGGGGAGUCAAAGUUUGAGAUACACAGAGAUUGUCUUCCUCAGAUGUUAAGCUACGAUUUCUUUUCACUCUUUUUUUUUUUUUUUUUCUCGUUGUAAAAUUUUAGUUUUCUAGAUAUAAUCGAAACAACUGUUUUUCUUUCUUGAAUCUUCAUGGCCUUAAUUUUAAGGGUGUCAGAGGACUUUUUACAGAGAGUUAAGUCUGGCGUCUCGUUGAAAAUAAAAAGCGAACUAAAUCAGUCUCUUGGACCACUGUGAUGGUACAAGAUACUGCAGGAGUUGAGCUAGAGAGAUAAAAAAAAGAAAAGAUCUAUCACAUAAACUGUACAGAUUUAAUAGAGAAGAGUUUUUUUCUUUUCUUCAUUAGAAGAAAACUUUGAUAAAUAAUUAUGUCAGAGGUAACUGAGUGUUAGAGAAAAAACAAAAUGUCUGCCGAGGAAAAGAGGGGGAAAAGAUGAAGCUUUGAAGAGAUUAUUCAGAAKUAGGAGAUAAAAAGACACUGCAUCGUAGAAAAGGCAGUCUGUUGCAAAUGCUGAACUUGUUUUUUAUUAUCAUAAUUAUAUAAUUUUAUGGCAAGAUUGCUGUUGAUGACAUUAGCGCUUUUUUAUCUGCAACAUUUGACCUUUUUUUUUUUUAUGAGCUUUAAGAUGUUUUUAGCCCGCUUUGCUUGUCACACUGCAACAAAACAAAAAAACAAAAAUAAGAAGAAAAAAAGUCUAAAACAAACAAAAAAAACGGUGGGRAAAAAAUGCUUGCAGUGAUAAAACUUCGUAGAUAGCCUACAGCAGGAGCUUACGGUUUAAACCAAUCAGAGCAAAAGCAAUAGAAGAAAUUGUUGACAAUUUCUGUAGUCUUUCCUAGUUGUGGAUCAAAUGCAGCCCAAGGAUGGCCAUUUUUAUACCAAAGAUGAAGAGACGCUCUGAUCCAGAGUUUUUUAGUUUUUCAGUUUGAUUUUGUUGUUGAUGUUGUUAUUGUUGAUGUUGUUGUUGCUGUUGUCAUGGUUGUUUUUAAUUUGACCUUGAUGGCCGGACCAGUCUUUACUUUUCCUUCCUUCCUUCCGUUCCCGAUUUUUUUUCUCUUUUUUUUGGUUUAAGCUACCUUCCGCGGUUGUCGAAACUAUCACGCUGACGUCAGACAGUAUUUGGAUGUGUGACGCAACUAGUGGCAGACCGACCUAAUGUUCCUCUCCACCACUUCCAAUUGUCUUUCCGUCUCUCAACGUGUCGCGUUCCACAGCGCUUUCGCCAGCCAUGCGGGCCAUUCCACUAGUCAACAAUAGACAAAAGAGUAUAGGAAGAACUGUGGAAUGUUGCAGCCUGCUCCUACUUGGUCAUUUAUGCAUCGCUUAUGGCUUUUUUUGGCUCACUGAUUUCUGCCUCUACGCUGUCUCUUUUAUCUCAUUGAAUCAAUGAUAACUGAAUGAAACUGAUUUUAAAAAAUGAUUCCCUCCUCAUCAAUGUUGCCCUACAUUUUAUUCUCUCUCCGGUUAUACAAACAACAAACACCAAAACUGUAUGUGUUGACGUAAAACAUGUCCUGCUCCCCUAGGCGCUAUGUCCUUAGUAGUGCUGAGCAAUUAACUGAAAUGUAGGUGAAUUCUUCGGUUUUUAAACAACUAAUUGGUGAAAUGAUUUGAAUUCCAUUUUGUUUCGUUUUUUYCCCCCCGUGAGCUCAAUGCGCACAUUUACCUAGAGAUAAAUCGAAUCUAGCCUGAACUGUGCGAUGAAAUAGGGAUUGGAAUUUCCAACAGCCAAUAUUCUACAUAGUUAAGUGGAUAAAAUGUGGUAGUUAACUACAAUGACCAUAAUCCAUUGCACAUCUACAACUCCAGUCUGUUUCUUUUACGCCUGCUAGGGAAGAGAGAUGAAUGUGCAAUUGUGAAGUGAUAUAGAGAGCAGCUGUUGCUUUGUGAGUUAGCUCUUGCUGAAAAUACAUKAUCUAAGURAUUGAUAGUUGGUAUUUAGCGCUCGUAAAAUUAUGCCAUAUUUACUUUGAAGAACUAUAUAAUAGGGUUUUUGUCAAACAGCAUAGGCAGCAGCUCUAUAGAGACGAGAUGAUGACUUGAAAUGAAACGAUAGUCAUCAAAUAAAACAAAUGUAAUAUACACAACUGAAAUAUUUUAUUAUACUAAAGUAAUGUGAAUAAAUYA